This is a messenger RNA of Arabidopsis thaliana (thale cress), 1641 nucleotides long. Its product is annotated as Protein phosphatase 2C family protein. NCBI's taxonomy places the organism in Eukaryota, Viridiplantae, Streptophyta, Magnoliopsida, Brassicales, Brassicaceae. Gene Ontology annotation, molecular function: cation binding; protein serine/threonine phosphatase activity. The record is from RefSeq and is marked reviewed. The transcript is spliced from 9 exons. Bases 245 to 1309 code for a protein of 354 amino acids.
UAUUUUUAGCAAAUAAAUCCAUUUGUUCGCCGGAAUAUGCUCCCUUCUCUUAACGUCGAUCACCUGUUUUUCUCUUUCCCUCUCUCUCUAUUUUUCUCAACUAGGAAUCAACCAUGAAUCUCCCAUCAUUCUCACUUCUCUCUUCUAAUUCUUUCAUGGAAUUUUCAGGUUAGAAGAAGAUUCCGGGCAGAUUAUCUGUUGAUUCGAAGAAUACCGAAUACGCGUUUGAAAUUUCUGAAGAAUUAUGGGAUACUUGGACUUGGCCUUGUCGUAUUCCAACCAGCCGCAGACUGUUGAAGCUCCAGCGAGCGGAGGAGGUCUCAGCCAGAAUGGAAAAUUUAGCUAUGGAUAUGCAAGCUCCGCUGGCAAGAGAUCAUCUAUGGAAGACUUUUUUGAAACUAGGAUCGACGGUAUCAAUGGAGAAAUAGUUGGUCUAUUUGGAGUUUUUGAUGGCCAUGGUGGAGCCAGAGCAGCUGAGUACGUGAAGCGCCAUCUUUUCAGUAAUCUGAUCACCCACCCAAAGUUUAUCUCUGACACCAAAUCAGCUAUAACUGAUGCUUAUAACCAUACAGACUCCGAACUUCUCAAGUCAGAAAAUAGUCACAAUAGAGACGCUGGUUCUACUGCGUCUACAGCUAUUCUUGUUGGUGACCGUUUAGUUGUUGCAAAUGUUGGUGAUUCUAGAGCUGUUAUCAGCAGAGGCGGAAAAGCCAUUGCUGUGUCAAGGGACCAUAAACCGGACCAAAGUGAUGAACGUGAAAGGAUUGAGAAUGCUGGUGGAUUUGUGAUGUGGGCAGGAACUUGGAGGGUAGGAGGAGUUCUUGCAGUUUCUCGUGCGUUUGGUGAUCGGCUUCUGAAGCAAUAUGUUGUUGCUGAUCCAGAAAUCCAGGAAGAAAAGAUUGAUGAUACUCUUGAGUUUUUGAUUCUAGCAAGUGAUGGACUGUGGGAUGUUUUCUCUAAUGAGGCAGCAGUUGCAAUGGUAAAGGAAGUUGAAGAUCCCGAGGACUCAGCGAAAAAACUGGUGGGUGAAGCAAUAAAGAGAGGAAGUGCAGAUAACAUCACAUGUGUUGUCGUUCGUUUCUUGGAGAAGAAGUCAGCUUCAUCAAGCCACAUUAGCUCUUCCUCCUCCAAGGAAGCCAAGGAAAUGCCUCCACUUGGAGACCUUGCUAUCUCAUCGAAUGAAGCUAAGCAAGUCCAGAUCGGCUCAGGGAACAAACCAGAGAAUGUAACGAAUCGAAAACCGGACACUGCAAGUCGCUCAACUGAUACACUGACCCUUGAGAGGAAUUCAGUGACCGACAAGGUAUAAAUAGCGAUUCCCUCUAUUCUCUAGGAACUAAAGACAGUGUUCUCUUCCCUCAAACACGGCAAACAAACUUACUGAUCGUUGAUCGCGUUUGCAUUUAGGAUUGAAGAUGUAUUUAAUACGAUUGUUUUAAGUUUAUGAUUACGUUUGUGUGUAUAUAAUACAUGCAUCGACUUUUGUAUUUGUUUAUGUGUAAAUGUUUUAAAUUUCAUGAUAGUUUAUUCAAAAAAUAAAAAUGAGGUUUGCGUUUGACGUUUUCAUCUAGCUUUGUAUUUGAAAUUUGUAAAUAUUACUUGAUUAAGAAAUUAAGAAUGUUGUAUUUUUUCAUUAUCAAA